UGUUGACGAAACCUUCGUGUAAUACACAAAAACAUCUGCUAGCCCUUUAGGAACAUAGACUACCAUGUUUAUCUCACAAAAGUGUAUCACUUUCACACAAAUUCCGGGGCUGGUGCGCGCUCCCAGCCUGUUAUCGUGGAGUUUUCGUGGUUCUUCAGUUGUGGCCAGAGGCUGUGCUGCGUUUCACCGUCCAACCCCCGACACCAGGACCAGGGAGCUCCUAAAUGACCCCAAACACACAGUAUUUCAUCGGUGUUCAUUCUGGGACGCCCGUAAAGCUCGGAUCAGUGGUCUCAGAGGGCUGUCUACCUCCCCGGAGGACACGGGAGGUGCUGUGGGGAAGAUCCAGUCAACACACUACCAUCUCAUCUACACCUGCAAGGUUUGCUCCACCAGGUCCAGGCAGAUAAUUUCUAAGGUGGCUUAUCACAAAGGUGUAGUGAUCGUGACAUGUCCAGGAUGUGAGAAACACCAUAUCAUCGCUGACAACCUCGGCUGGUUCUCAGACCUCGGGGGGAAGAGAAACAUUGAGGAAAUCCUGGCUGCCAAAGGGGAGAGAGUGAAGAGAGUUGAGGGAAGUCCGGCACUGGAGAUAGUCCUGGACGAAAGCAACCGAGACAAGUCACAGCACAGUGAUCAUCCAGAAACGUCAGACAAGGACCCAGGGGAAAAAUAACAAUGUGUUUUUAGAACUGUAUAUAUUCUCUGUAAGAUGCUUAUAUAACAUUUUGUAAUAAAUACAAUAUUUUCAGUUGCUUUUGGUUUUCAUGAGUGCGUAUUCGGAGGGGGGAGUGAAACAAUAUUCAAAAGCAAUACUGGAUAUCUAUAACAGGGAUAAAGCUGCAAAGGACCCUCAAAUCUACAGAAGUGUCAAGUAACGAAGUACAAAUACUUCGUUACCUUACUUAAGUAGAAAUUUUGGUUAUCUAUACUUCACUGGAGUAAUUAUUUUUCAGACGACUUUUUACUUUUACUCCUUACAUUUUCACACAAUUAUCUGUACUUUUUAUUCUUUACAUUUUAAAAACAGCCUCGUUACUCUAUUUCAUUUCGGCCUUUAAACAAAAACUAUCCAGUUAAAUUGCGCCAUCCGGAUUGAGUGAAUUUGGUAGUGGUUGUGGCACAGAUGUUCUUGUCCAGUUUUGUUCUUACAUCCGUCGCCCUCAGAUUCCUGCAACUAAACUUGGAUGUACAUUCCAGUAAAGGUUAGGAUAAAUGAUAACAUGCCUCUGAAGUUUGACUUUUUGCACCAUUACAAUACUUAGGCAUAGGCAACUAGUCAUAUCUUCUGCUCUCUGAAACACAUGUUAAUGC
Cololabis saira (Pacific saury) is the source of this 1314-nucleotide messenger RNA. RefSeq names its product DNL-type zinc finger (gene dnlz). Gene Ontology annotation, molecular function: zinc ion binding; protein-folding chaperone binding. Gene Ontology annotation, biological process: protein folding; protein stabilization; protein import into mitochondrial matrix. The transcript is spliced from 3 exons. Gene Ontology annotation, cellular component: mitochondrion. The coding region runs from base 65 to 676 and encodes 203 amino acids. The record is from RefSeq and is a predicted model, not a curated record. Lineage: Eukaryota; Metazoa; Chordata; Actinopteri; Beloniformes; Belonidae.